GCCCCUCCCUACCUCGUUUAUAGGGUCCGGCCCAAGCCUCCCGCCAGAGUUUGUCCCGCGACCCACGACCAUGCUGGCUGACCUCAGCGGUACCUGGACCCUGCUCAGCAGCGACAACUUCGAGGGCUACAUGCUGGCCCUAGGUAUCGACUUCGCCACUCGUAAGAUAGCCAAGUUGCUCAAGCCACAGAAGGUGAUCGAGCAGAAUGGGGAUUCUUUUACCAUCCACACCAACAGCAGCCUAAGGAACUACUUCGUGAAAUUUAAAGUUGGAGAAGAAUUCGAUGAAGAUAACAAAGGCCUGGACAACAGAAAAUGCAAGAGCUUGGUUAUCUGGGACAAUGACAGACUCACCUGUGUCCAGAAGGGAGAAAAGAAGAACAGAGGCUGGACGCAUUGGAUCGAAGGGGACAAACUCUACCUGGAAAUGUUCUGUGAAGGUCAAGUGUGCAAACAGACAUUCCAGAGAGCCUGAUCCAUACCCAGCAGCAGAACCCACUUGUGGCUGCAACUUUAUGCCAAAUUAUAUUGCAGACCGAACCGACGGUCAUCUAUCCCGUUUGAUGAUGGGGACUCACAGCUGGAGAGAGUCACACAGUCUGUAACCUGAAGUCACCUAGACUAUGGGGAAACUGCUCAGCUUCAAUAAACCUGUACAAAUGAC
Sapajus apella (tufted capuchin) is the source of this 664-nucleotide messenger RNA. RefSeq names its product retinol binding protein 7 (gene RBP7). Gene Ontology annotation, cellular component: cytosol; nucleus. NCBI's taxonomy places the organism in Eukaryota, Metazoa, Chordata, Mammalia, Primates, Cebidae. Gene Ontology annotation, biological process: fatty acid transport. Bases 71 to 475 code for a protein of 134 amino acids. The transcript is spliced from 4 exons. Gene Ontology annotation, molecular function: fatty acid binding. The record is from RefSeq and is a predicted model, not a curated record.